CAAGACGAAUCAAAACAAAGACUUGAAGAGCACCGCCCCCCACCCACACCCACUGGUGCGGCAGCCGUAGUGGAGAACGCCCGCCCCGCGCCUCCUCGCCUCGCCGCCCGGGAGGAAGAAGACCCCUCCGGUCAGUCUCCACCGCUCCACGCAGCCACCGUCUCCGGCGACUCGGAGUCAGCAAUGCAGCUAUAUCACCACCCGUAUUCGCUGGACAGUCAGAAAGUGCGGAUGGCACUGGAAGAGAAGGGUAUUGACUACACCUCAUAUCAUCUCAAUCCGCUGACCGGCAAAAACAUGAAUGUGGCCUUCUUCCGCAUGAACCCUUCUGCGAAACUCCCCGUCUUCCAGAACGGCGCACAUGUCAUUUAUCGAGCUUUCGAUAUAAUUCAGUACAUUGACAGGCUUGCAGUGCAUUUAAGCGGUGAGAUUGUCCCUGUGAACACUGAAGUUUACCAGUGGAUGCAGAAAGUUGAUAGUUGGAACCCGAAGAUGUUCACACUCACUCACACCCCGAUCAAGUACCGCACAUUUGUCUCCAAGUUCAUACGGCGAGUGCUGAUUGCUCGCAUGGCUGAAUCCCCAGAUUUAGCCAGCAUGUACCAUGUUAAGCUCCGUGAGGCUUAUGAGACUGAAGACAGAUUGAAGGAUCCUGACAUUAUGAAACAAAGUGAGGAGGAGUUGAGCGAACUCCUCGAUGAUGUUGAAGCACAGCUCAACAAUGGCAAAUAUCUCGCUGGCGAUGAAUUCUCACCUGCGGAUUCGAUGUUCAUUCCUAUUCUUGCACGCAUCACUCUAUUGGACCUUGAUGAGGAAUACAUCAACUGCAGACCAAGGUUACUUGAAUACUAUGCAUUGGUGAAGCAGAGGCCCAGUUACAAGGUUGUAGUUGGCAAGUUCUUCAGUGGGUGGAAGAAGUAUCGAACUCUUUUCAAGACCUCAUUCUUCCUUUGCGUCAGAACCUUGUUCAGAAAAUACUAGAUGGUCCAGCAGACAGAAGUGCACUGUUGAUACAUGGUGAAACAAUGUGUACAGCGAGUUUAGCCUGAAUAUACAACAACUACAUCUUCAUGUGUUUUCUGCCGAGGGGUUGUGGUUGAUGACCUGAUUGUUUUGUUUUUAGUUUGUGAAAUUAAAUGUGUCUGUUUCCUUUUGUCUCUCUGCUUGCGUGCUCUUGUGCACAGCCCAGAACUUGUAGAUUAUAAUGCUUACAGAAUAGGAUUAUAUUAUACAUACAUUUUUUUUCUUAGUUAGCCCAUAUGGAAUUGAAAUAUCUCUAAAGAAUCAGGGUUGUUUCUUGAAACAGUUCAUGUCUGAAGUACCUUUUGUGCCAUCAAAAGUGGUUAAUGCAACUGCAAGGCUUUUCUUGGUCCAUUGUUGGGAUUCAUCCAUUUUUCCUAUUCUUU
Oryza brachyantha (malo sina) is the source of this 1406-nucleotide messenger RNA. Its product is annotated as glutathione S-transferase TCHQD. The record is from RefSeq and is a predicted model, not a curated record. The transcript is spliced from 3 exons. Gene Ontology annotation, molecular function: glutathione transferase activity. Bases 184 to 981 code for a protein of 265 amino acids. NCBI's taxonomy places the organism in Eukaryota, Viridiplantae, Streptophyta, Magnoliopsida, Poales, Poaceae.